Molecule: messenger RNA, 3505 nt
Organism: Cottoperca gobio
Lineage: Eukaryota; Metazoa; Chordata; Actinopteri; Perciformes; Bovichtidae
Gene: ppm1la
Product: protein phosphatase, Mg2+/Mn2+ dependent, 1La
Exons: 4
Coding region: 582-1673 (363 amino acids)
Biological process (GO): protein dephosphorylation
Molecular function (GO): protein serine/threonine phosphatase activity; cation binding
Source: RefSeq, a predicted model, not a curated record
GUUUUUACUUUAGUAAGACAACCACAGUUAUUUCCGGUUUUAUUCUUACUCUCUCUUGGUGGUUUCAUACUAUUUAAGAAUGGAGGUGUGUGCUUGAAAAAUGUUAUGUUGAUACGGAGACUGAAAAGACACAUAUCCGAAAGGAAACACGAGGUUAGCGGCGGAAAAGGAGCACGCGUCGAGUCUCGCUCCCCCGGUGACUCCCAUGUCUCUUGUCGGGGUGGGUCUCACCCAAAAUACCCGUCAUUCUACAAUGGACUGUGGGAGAUCGGCUCAACUCGGAAAAUCCUCUUGCAGCUGUUUAGAGAGCCGAAGAUAGGACCAAGACAUCGGACCGAGUCAACGGUGGCCUGUCCGCUUUUGUCCUGCGCUUCUCGGCCCGGUGUCUGUCAGUCUGCCGUGCACAGUGCGUAAAUGCGGUCGGAAUAGGGAAGACAGGCCUCCGAGGAGCACUUUAAAUGUUGAAAUUCAGUCUUUGUUCGACAUUGUGGUAGUGAAUCGAUUUCUUCAUAGUUCCGCUGAGCGGAUGGAGUGAAUUGUGCAAAAGGGGAGAGAGACAGACCGCAGUUUGGUUGCGUGUGAUGAUAGGAGACACAAUGACGCUCUUGUCUCUUCUGGGUCGGAUCAUGCGUUAUUUUCUCCUCAGGCCGGAGACAUUGUUUCUGUUGUGCAUAAGCCUGGCGCUGUGGAGUUAUUUCUUCCACACGGACGAGGUGAAAACCAUCGUCAAGUCCAGCCGGGACGCCGUGAAGAUGGUGAAGGGGAAAGUGGCGGAGAUGAUGCAGAAUGACCGGCUGGGAGGCCUCAGUGUCCUGGACGCAGAGUUCUCCAAAACCUGGGAGUUCAAGAAUAACAACGUAGCCGUGUACUCCAUACAGGGGAGGCGAGAUCACAUGGAGGACCGGUUCGAGGUGCUCACCGACAUCACCAACAAGAGCCACCCGUCCAUAUUCGGGAUAUUUGACGGUCACGGUGGAGAGGCUGCAGCUGACUAUGUGAAGGCCCACCUGCCAGACUCCUUGAAGCAGCAGCUGCAGGCCUUUGAGAGAGAGAAAAGAGAGAGCGCUCUCUCUCAUGGCAGCAUCCUCGAGCAGCGCAUCCUGACUGUGGAUCGUGAGAUGCUGGACAAGCUCUCUGCCAACCACGAUGAAGCAGGAACGACAUGUCUAGUGGCGCUGCUGUCAGACAGAGAACUCACAGUGGCAAAUGUUGGAGACUCCCGUGGUGUGUUGUGUGACAAAGAUGGGAACGCUGUUGCACUAUCACACGACCACAAGCCGUACCAGCUGAAAGAGCGCAAGAGGAUCAAGAGGGCAGGAGGUUUCAUCAGUUUUAAUGGAUCCUGGAGAGUCCAGGGAAUCCUGGCUAUGUCCCGCUCUCUAGGGGACUACCCGCUAAAGAACCUCAACGUAGUCAUCCCCGACCCCGAUAUCAUGACCUUUGACAUGGACAAGCUGCAGCCAGAGUUCAUGAUCCUGGCAUCAGAUGGCCUGUGGGACGCUUUCAGCAACGAGGAGGCCGUUCGGUUCGUCCGCGAGCGUCUGGACGAGCCUCACUUCGGCGCCAAGAGCAUCGUCCUCCAGUCUUUCUACCGUGGUUGCCCCGACAACAUCACCGUCAUGGUGGUGAAGUUCAAAAGUGGAGCUGGGGGGAGCAGCAAGGCGGGGGAGUAGGUCAGGAGGGAAGUUUAGAGCUCACAUUGUGAUCAAUGUUCUCAAUGAUUUUCCACAUCUUCUGGAUGGAGCAGUGAGUGUGAUGUCACAGGAGGGCUGGAGAAAUAUGGACACUGAGAACUGUACAAGUACACACACACACACACACACACACAAAAAUAAUUAUUUAAUGUUUUUGUUUUGUUAAGGGCAUUUAUUCACGAUUCAGAUCUGCCAACGUAUUGAUGAAUACAUAAAAAAUCCUAAAGUUCUCCAUUAGUGGAGAUGCAUAAACACAGGCAGACACCAGACAGGGGAUUUUCUCUUAACCAGCGCACAUUAGACUGUGAUUGAUCUACUACUGUUUACUGUACAUGAAUGGUACAGCUCCACUGGAAGCUUUUUUAGAGGAGGCUUCAACUAGUGCCUAUUCAAGAAUGACUUGUGCAACCACAGGAAGCUGCUUGCUGCAUUUUGAUGAUGUUCUCAAGUAAUGUAUGCGUCCGUUACAUGUUUGACCGGAAAAUGUUGUCAAAUAUAAAAAGACUCCAGUGGAUCAAUACCUUUAUUUAACUUGAAGUGAUGCUGCAACUAAAAUCUAACUUUUGAGUAUCAACCACUCACCGCCUGUAGACGUGAGAGGUAGCUGUUAACCAUUUGUAGCUUCAUCCUCUGGCUGCAGUCAGUCUGGAGCAGUGUCCCAGUGGGGAAAAUGAAAAAGGUUUCAAAUGUAAUUAUUAAUUCAUCACUUAAAGAUGUAUUAAGGAAACAAAAUGAGUAAUUGGCAAAUUUACAUUAUUUAUUUUUUGAAAUGUAAUCCUCUAAUAACAGCUUCUGUGAUACAGUAAUUGUUUAGAAUUUAACACUGACAAAGUUAAUCCAUGGAUGUAAGCAUGCAUGAAGGUUGAACCAAUGAUUGAGCUGGAGGUGGCUUCGUCAUGCCACUUUUGUCAUUGAAGGCUGAAACUGCACAAUUUGACCUCCACUUUAUAAGUGCGCAGAAGGUUUGUGAUACUCAGAAGAUAGAUUUUGAGAAAAAAAUAUUACUCUAACAUACAACACACACACACACACACACAAUCAGUUAUGUAAAAAAAACUGCACUUUUCAGAUGUUUAUUUUUUGCAAUGGUAAAUUCUUACAUAUCAGCCAAUGUAAACACUGUAUAUCCUCAGUAAUACAAGAGGGGUUUAAUGUAUGUAGAACCUGAUUUAGUUCCUGACCAUCACCUCAUGGUACUGCAAUUUUAUGGAGCUAAUGUAAACUGUUCCGUCAAAGAUAUGUUACACCGUCUGUAUCAGGGCAUGUGCUUUGGCUUAUCCAUGUUCAUGAACAAAGUACAUACAGUUUGUAUCCGUGGCUGCCUUUGAUCUGGAAAACGCACGAAACAGGAGGUGCAACUGACUUCCACACCUCUGCUGCCAUGAGAAACUGACUAAAAGGUGACGCAUCAUGAACUGUACAGCCGGAAUGCUAGUAGCUAGUAAAAUGAUAUGCUCAUGAAGCAAUACAACAACAACCUGUCAAGGAAGGUUACAGUAAACCAUACCUGAUUUGCUACUGUUUUAUGUUCAACUAUGCUUUACUACUGUGUUUCAUGACCUUUGCAUCAUUUGAGAGAAGCCUUUUUUUUUUUAAGUUUACCUAAUGCCUUAUUUAUUGUUGAGUUUAUUUUUUUUUUUUGUCCUUCUGUACAUGAGCAGAAGUUUACAAUAAAUUCCUCAUCACUUUAUUUUGAGAAGCAGUCAAUGAUUCACACAUGUUGAGCUGAUGCUCAGUGUAAAAAGAAAAAAACAGUGUAAAUAAAUGCUGUAUGUAAACUAUCAGUAUUAAAGAAACUCUUUCAUCUUAAA